AUGUCAACAUCAGAGAACACAACAACUGCUAUCGUUCAUGAAGCCAUAAAUGAAGAAUACGAGUGGGUUCAGUUUAACAAACAACUCCGUCUCAUUCGUUCGGUCAAAGACGAUAUGUACCAGAUGCAAAGUAUUUUGACAGCAUGUUUUGCUCCAGAUACUAAACACGCAGACGAUUGGUUUAGGAACCAAAGCACACAAGAACUUUUGAGUGAAAUUUCUCUAGACCGAGAAAAAUCGGUCUUGCCUAAAACACAUGAAAAUCGUAAAAAUUUGCCAAUAAAUUUAAGAGGUUGGUAUGUACAUAGACUUCUUGUAAAUAAUGUGGCACAAUGGGCUUCGCCUCGUUAUGCUUGGUAUGUUUGUAAACUUCUUGACGAAAUUCAUAGACAAGAACGUGAAGAGAUGGAAAAGAAACUUCAAGCAAAAGAUGAAGUCAUUGAAGCAAAAGACAAAAACAUACAGAAAAGAAUACCACGUUCGGUACCAAAAGGAAAGGAAAAGAACUAUAAGUAUAUGAUUUAUACUGAAGAGAUGGAAAAUGAAGAAGACAGAGAUAUGGUUAUGUUGCAUUUAGUCAGAAGAAACAACAAAAGCUUUUACGACCUUGCUAAGAUUUACAAAUCUGACAGAAAUUGGUUCUAUCGCGAAAACUUACCGAUUUCAAUGACACCGAAUGAAGAUGUGAAACAAAUAGUUCAAGAUACGUUACCUCAAACACACUAUGAUAUGAAAGGUUGUACAAUACUUACAUUCAAAGAAGAUUUGCCAUUGUUAAAGGAAAAAAUAACAGAGUAUUUCGACAACUUCAAACAAGUAGGGUAA
Trichomonas vaginalis G3 is the source of this 825-nucleotide messenger RNA. RefSeq names its product KilA, N-terminal/APSES-type HTH, DNA-binding family. The coding region runs from base 1 to 825 and encodes 274 amino acids. The record is from RefSeq and is a predicted model, not a curated record. Lineage: Eukaryota; Parabasalia; Trichomonadida; Trichomonadidae. The transcript has a single exon.